Lactuca virosa is the source of this 270-nucleotide messenger RNA. Lineage: Eukaryota; Viridiplantae; Streptophyta; Magnoliopsida; Asterales; Asteraceae. The record is from the annotation of a GenBank genome assembly.
AUGUCAGGAAGAGGUAAAGUUCCAGCCAUUGGUAUAGAUCUCGGAACAACAUACUCUUGUGUGGCUGUUUGGCAGCACAACCGCGUUGAGAUCAUAGCAAACGAUCAAGGAAAUCGGACAACUCCCUCUUUUGUUGCCUUCAACGACACUGAACGUUUGGUUGGUGAUGCUGCCAAGAACCAGGCUGCAUAUAACCCAACCAACACCAUCUUCGAUGUUAAACGGUUGAUUGGAAGAAGAGCAAGUGAUGAAUUGUUCAGAAAGACAUGA